Molecule: messenger RNA, 492 nt
Organism: Cotesia congregata
Lineage: Eukaryota; Metazoa; Arthropoda; Insecta; Hymenoptera; Braconidae
Source: the annotation of a GenBank genome assembly
AUGUAUGGGCUUAAAGAAAAAGUUCCUCAGUUUUCACAGAAAAAUUAUAAUACGAACAAUCCUCGGAUGUUUGUUAUUUUCUAUAUUAUCAAAAAUAAGUUUCAUAAUGGGGUCAAGACCUUAUUGAUUAUUUGCUUCGAUGGGCACGUCUACUCGUUAAAACUUCUACGCAGUUCAGUAUUUGUUUCAUUCACCCUGGCUUCAGCUACAGAAUUACCUGCUGGUUUGCUUGUUACACUCAUUCUUGAUCGAUGGGGCCGUAGAUUUUGUGGAUUCCUCACUCUCGGUGCUAUUAGUGCUUGUAGCUUCGCUGAACUCUAUUUGCCAUCAAUAUUAUUUCUACCGGAAACAGCCGGGCGAGAGCUUCCUCAAACGUUACAACAAGGAGAAGAUUUCAGUAAAGGUGACCACUUUUGGUCUUUUCCUUGCUGCAAUAAAAUAGACGUUGAUCGGCAUCGAAAUGGAAACAACAAUUGUACUAUAGAACGAUAA